UCGAGAACGUCAACGUCGACAUCGCCAUCCAUCCAAGGACCACGACAAUCCUCUACAUCACUGCAACACCGUCAUCAUGGUUCUCGCACAAGAUCUCCUCAACCCAACUCCCCAGGCAGAAGCCCGCAAGCACAAGCUCAAGACCCUCGUGCCCGCGCCCCGAAGCUUCUUCAUGGAUGUGAAGUGCCCUGGCUGCUUCACCAUCACAACCGUCUUCUCACAUGCCAACACCGUUGUUACGUGCCAAGGAUGCUCGCAAGUUCUGUGCCAGCCGACCGGUGGCAAGGCCAGGUUGACCGAGGGCUGCUCUUUCCGGAGGAAGUAGAGGAUCUGCGGGUGCGAGCGAUGGCGAUACAUGGGAUGGCUCACGACGACGAUGUAUUCGAGACGAUGCGGUAGAUCUCACGGGUUUCACUCGAAUCGACUAGCGGGAUAGAAGAGGGAUCUUCGUUCGAAUCAAGCCAAAAAUUCAAAACGGGAGUUCCGGAUAUCUAGCGUUGAUCCACCACCCUUACCUCUCUUUCCUGUUGGCUGGAAUACUUCAUAUUGGCUUCUUUCACUACCUCUGUGUACUUACAUGCAUGUGGGAGGAGAGAUGGCAUUUCACGAGCUCUGGGCAUCGUCCUCGGGGUGAGGACCGGUUUGCGAGCAUCGAGGAUACCUCCACAUGCUAGCGGUCUUUCUAUAAAGCUCAAAAUCGGCUCUUUAUCA
Mytilinidion resinicola is the source of this 711-nucleotide messenger RNA. RefSeq lists its product as uncharacterized. The record is from RefSeq and is a predicted model, not a curated record. Gene Ontology annotation, molecular function: RNA binding; structural constituent of ribosome. Bases 77 to 325 code for a protein of 82 amino acids. Lineage: Eukaryota; Fungi; Ascomycota; Dothideomycetes; Mytilinidiales; Mytilinidiaceae. Gene Ontology annotation, biological process: ribosomal small subunit assembly; translation. Gene Ontology annotation, cellular component: cytosolic small ribosomal subunit; ribosome. The transcript is spliced from 6 exons.